AAGAUUUGUUGAUCAUCUUUAUGGAUAGUGACUUAAAUGCAACAUUUAUUACACUUGGUGGGUAUGUAGAAGUGCACAAAUACAGAUAUCUUUAUUUUGUGAUUAUGUUAACAGUGUAUAUUCUAAUAAUCUGCUGUAAUUCUACUAUUGUGUGUCUGAUUUGCAUUCACAAAAACCUCAAUGAGCCCAUGUACAUUUUCAUUGCAGCUUUGCUAAUGAAUUCUGUCCUUUACAGCACAACUAUCUACCCAAAACUUUUGAUUGACUUUUUAUCUGAGAAACAGAUCAUAUCUUAUUCAGCCUGCCUCUUCCAGUGUUUCCUGUAUUACUCCUUAAACGGUUCAGAGUUCUUACUGUUGGCAGCCAUGUCUUAUGACAGAUAUGUGUCCAUAUGUAAACCUCUGCAGUAUCCAGCUAUCAUGAGGAAAACAACAGUCAGUAUUUUCCUCAUUCUGGCUUGGCUUCUGCCUGCAUGUCAGAUUGCAGUGCCAGUAGCACUUAGUGCAGAUACCAAACUCUGUAACUUUGCUUUAAAAGGAAUCUUUUGCAACAAUUCAGCUUACAAACUUCACUGUGUGAUGUCAAAAACACUUUCUGUAUAUGGUGUGUUUGUUUUGUUAAAUGUUACACUUCUCCCUGUGCUUUUCAUACUUUUUACAUAUACAAAGAUAUUCAUAAUAACUUUCCACAGUUGUGGAGAGGUCAGGAUAAAAGCAGCACAGACCUGUUUGCCACACCUGCUGAUUUUGAUUAACUUUUCUUGUUUGGUUGCAUAUGAUGUCAUUAUAGUUAAACUUGAAUCAGAUUUUCCAAAAACUCUGCGUUUUGCUAUGACCUUACAAGUCAUCCUGUAUCAUCCACUCUUUAAUCCAAUUAUAUACGGACUCAAAAUGAAGGAAAUUUCUAAACACCUCAAGAGAUUGUUUUGUCAAGACAAAGUGAACUAAUGUUAUCAACCAAGGUAACUCAUGUACAGCCAUGUCUUCUGUAAAAAUAAUGUAGAGCUGACACUUCUGUGAUUCUUGGCAGGUACUUAAUCUUAAAAAAUGGAUUAUUUGUCAAUAAAUGGUAUGAUCAGCUUCAACAGCGUAAUGACUAUUCAUUUUGCCGCAAAGAAUCAAAACCCCAACACAAAAGUUUGAUUCUUUUUGAAGUUAUGAAGUUUUGCUUAAAAAUGUUUGAAUUUAAUUAUGGACAAAUAGGAGUGUAUUAGCCAUAAUGUUAUUUCUAUUACUGUCACUCUGUCAUGUAUUGAGGA
Scatophagus argus is the source of this 1258-nucleotide messenger RNA. Its product is annotated as olfactory receptor 6N2-like. The coding region runs from base 21 to 947 and encodes 308 amino acids. Gene Ontology annotation, biological process: G protein-coupled receptor signaling pathway. The record is from RefSeq and is a predicted model, not a curated record. The transcript has a single exon. Gene Ontology annotation, cellular component: membrane. Lineage: Eukaryota; Metazoa; Chordata; Actinopteri; Scatophagidae. Gene Ontology annotation, molecular function: olfactory receptor activity; G protein-coupled receptor activity.